AAUACCCAACAAAGGUUCUAAAAUCCUAGAAAACCUCUACGACCAUUUUCUUCCUUUACUUUAAUCUUGAUAAUAUCUUCUUCAUAGUAUACAUCCACUCGAACCAGUAAACGUACGUAUAUUGAGGCCAAUUAAGGUGCUUCCAAAAACCGUCCCUACGCUACCCAACCCAACCCAAACUGGCCUUUCAAGGUCAGGAUUCUAAUUAACGACCUCAUUGGCAGCGAGGUUUUAUCUAAUUAGCCCGAUAGGAAAAGCGUGAGAAAGAUCAAAGAUGAAAAUAUAUGGUGUAUGUAUAAUAUUUUUGGCAAGCUUGGUGAGUUUUAGUGGGAAAGUAGAGGGAGCAACAUCGGUGACAUGUGAACCACAAUAUGGGUUCUUGCCAUGUACAAGUGGUAUUUGGGGAACACUUUUCUUGAUUGUGGUUUAUCAAUACUUGAUGUCUUUGGGUCAAAGUUAUAUUUCAAAUGGGUCGGAUAAGUUCUUUGCUCUUAUUGGGCCGGGUAUCUUCGGUGCCAGUUUGUUCCAUAUUCUAGCUAACUUCCCAAUGCUUUUCCUCAUCCUCCAGUCGGGAUUAUCAAGCGAAGACCAGGGUGCCUCUUUUAAUGCCGGGAUGGGAAUGAGUGUGCUAGCAGGAUCAGCAACCUUGAGCCUAACUCUCAUUUGGCCCUCUGUCAUUGUUUUCGGAAGCUACGAUCUUGCAGAUGAUGAUGACACCAUAUCACCCCAACCUUUCGAAGAAGACCCCUCAUUUCUAACCAAAUUAACAGCAUAUGGGCUCACAACUGAUACCGAAACAAGCUCCACUGCAAGAAUCAUGCUCGUCUCGAUGAUCCCAUUUCUUAUUCUUCAACUCCCACAAAUCAUCAAUUCGGAUUCAGUAACCCGUGUCGUAGAGUUCAUCGCUCUUAUCAUCACAUUGUCUUUCUUCAUUGCUUACAUAGUGUAUCAGAUCUUCCAACCGUGGAUCCAGAACAGAAGAUUUGACUAUGUGACACAAAAAUUUGUCAAGAACAAAUUAUUGAAAUUACUAUCUACAAAUGGAACAGCAAAUGUCACUCUAAUAAAAGACCUUUACAAGGGACUUGACAAAAAUCAUGAUGGUAAAGUGACGAAUGCCGAGUUGAAAACCUUACUUUUAGGAAUACAAGUCCAAGCUGAUGGUGAACUAAGCGAUGAUCUUGUGGAUAGAGUCAUGGAUCAACUUGACAUCUCAGGCGACGAAUUUAUUACAGAGGAUGAGUUUGUUAGAAUUAUGAAGAAAUGGCUCCAAGAUGCCAGGAAAUCUCUCUCCAAGAACGAUUACAACCCCCUUAGUUUCUUCGUCAAGCCUCAAGCCACGGAUGCAGAUGAAGAACAACAAGCGGCUUUGAUACCUAAGAAGAAAAUUAAUGCAAAAACAUCAAUUUGGGACUAUUUGGAGGCUCUGGCUUUGGUAGUCCUUGGGACAUCUGUGACGGCUCUCGUUGCCCUCCCACUUAUAAUGAAUGUUGUGGGUUUUGCUACUCUAGCAAAUGUCCCUUCAUUCCUGAUCCCAUACGUUGUAAUACCGUGUGCCAUAAACAUUCCACGUCUCGUAUCAACGAUUAAUUCAGCAAGCCAAAAGACUCAACGUGCGGCCUCUUUAACUCUUUCUCAGAUCUAUUCAGGAGUGUUCAUGAGCAGUAUGAGUAGUUUAUCCACAUUUCUAUUGACAGUGUGGAUAAGAGAUUUGCCAUGGGAUGUAUCCGCGGAAGUUCUAGUUGUGUUGAUCAUAUGUGGAGUAAUGGGAGUGUUCACUAGUACGAGGACAGUUUUCCCACUUUGGACCGGUUACGUGGGUUAUCUAAUGUACCCUCUGUCACUACUUAUGUUGUAUCUUCUUACCGCCGUUUGGGGUUGGUGAUGAUAGGCUACAUGUAUAAGAUAAAUGCUACAUACCUACAGUAGUGUAUCUUAUAUUCGAAAUUUUUGUUCGCAUUCCUCUUUAAGGUAUCAGUUUGUUCAUUUGCCACAAAGAUUGUUGGUGUACGAUAUAUACAAUUGUAUCAUGUAAUAUAUCGAGUUAUUAAUUUUAUUGAUUCA
Erigeron canadensis is the source of this 2064-nucleotide messenger RNA. RefSeq names its product sodium/calcium exchanger NCL2-like. Gene Ontology annotation, biological process: calcium ion transmembrane transport; intracellular calcium ion homeostasis. The record is from RefSeq and is a predicted model, not a curated record. NCBI's taxonomy places the organism in Eukaryota, Viridiplantae, Streptophyta, Magnoliopsida, Asterales, Asteraceae. Gene Ontology annotation, molecular function: calcium:proton antiporter activity; calcium ion binding. Gene Ontology annotation, cellular component: membrane. The transcript is spliced from 7 exons. The coding region runs from base 275 to 1885 and encodes 536 amino acids.